CGACUGUACAACCCACAGCGCCAAUGGCAUCGCUAGAGCGUCUUGAGGGCCUCCCGGCCGAGCUUCUGCUGAUAUGGCACACUCAUCGCGUACCUCUCCUGCUGUCGGCGGCGUCCCUGAUUGCGAUUGUACGGCUCACGAUAUAUAUGCGCAGUAGAAGGACGAAGAUUUCGCUCUCGCCGGCUCCCUCGUCACCCGUCGCGAAGGUCAAUGCGGUCGAGUUGAAGCCCGAAUGGCUUCCCGAGAGCACUACUCUUGAUUCGAGGACGUCGAACCUGGAUAAUCAUACGGAGGAUACAGUGGUGGUUGCGAAGUUAAAGAAAGGACCGAAGACAGUCAGGGGCAGGAAGCUCCCACGAAGAAAGGCAGAGGCGCCGCCGAACUUCUACCACCAAACGGACAAGAUUCAGCCGCUUAUAUUUUUCCAAUCGCUCUCAGGGACGACGGAGCGGUACGCCGCACAAUGCUCCAAAGCUCUCACAGAGUGGACUUCUGGCUGCGAUCAAUCUACCUCUUUCCUCCAACCGCAGCUUCAUGACCUCUCAUACAUCGAAUAUGACGACUACUUCAUUAGCCCGCCCAAGGCCGAACCGCACAUCAAGCACUUCUACCUUGUCCUCCUGCCUACAUACAACAUCGACACCGUGCUUAGCACCUUCCUCGAGAACCUGCAGGAUACGCACAAUGAUUUUAGGAUUGAUACUGCACCGUUGAGUGGCUUGCUGGGAUACUCUGUUUUCGGGUUUGGAGAUAAAGAGGGAUGGCCAACAGAGGAGGAGGGCUUUUGCAGUCAGGCGAGGGAGGUGGAUAAGUGGAUGGCGAGGUUGACGGGGAGGAAGAGAGCGUAUCCGUUAGGGAUGGGGGAUGUGAAGAGUGAUGCUGAGAUGAGGAUGGAAGAAUGGCGGAUAGGUGUUCAGGAGGCGCUGGUGGAGAUUGCCGAAGGAAGGGGCCUGGGCGAGGGAGUCUCCGGGAGUGGCGAUCCGGCCGAGAGUGAUGAAGAGGAUGUCGAUGUCGCGGAACAUAGAGACGCACGACUGGACGACGUUGAAGAUUUGGGUGCCACGGUCGAUGCUUCAACCGCUCCAGUCCCUGUAGACUUCACGACCUAUAAGUCUAGGACUAUCUCCAAACCGACACCCAAAGAAAUGGUGCCGGUUACUUCUCCCACUCACGCCGCCCUCACAAAACAAGGCUAUACAAUAAUCGGUUCACACUCCGGCGUCAAAAUAUGCCGCUGGACCAAAUCUGCCCUCCGAGGCCGCGGCUCUUGCUACAAAUACUCCUUCUACGGUAUCCAAUCCCACCUCUGCAUGGAGGCUACGCCCUCGCUCUCCUGCUCCAACAAAUGCGUUUUCUGCUGGCGCCACGGUACCAAUCCUGUGGGCACAACGUGGCGUUGGGUCACCGAUGCCCCGGAACUAAUCUUCGACGGCAUCACUACAGCGCACUACAAGAAGAUCAAGAUGAUGAAAGGCGUGCCUGGCGUGCGAGCUGAACGCUUCGCAGAGGCGAUGCGAAUACGGCAUUGCGCGCUGAGUCUAGUUGGAGAACCUAUCUUCUACCCGCAUAUCAACGAGUUAUUAGAGAUGAUGCACAAGGAGCGCAUUUCAACGUUUCUGGUUUGCAAUGCCCAGCACCCGGCCCAACUCGCCUCCCUUAUCCCCGUCACGCAACUGUACGUCUCCAUCGACGCCUCCAAUAAGGACAGCCUCCGCAAAAUCGACCGCCCACUACACCGCGACUUUUGGGAGCGGUUCUGCGCGUGCCUCGACAUACUCCGGAAUAGGCGUUUCGAGCAGCGGACCGUGUUCCGGCUUACCCUAGUCAAGGGCUUCAACAUGGCUGAGGAAGUUAAGGGAUACGCGGAUCUGGUGGAGAGAGCAUUGCCCGGAUUCGUCGAGGUCAAGGGCGUCACAUAUUGCGGUACCUCCGCAGCUGGUAGCGCCGGCCUCACCAUGCAGAACGUCCCAUUCUACGAAGAAGUUGCGCAAUUCGUCACUGAACUCGAGAAGGAGCUCAUAUCCCGCGGGCUUAGCUACGGUAUCGCGGCCGAGCAUGCGCAUUCGUGCUGUAUCCUCCUCGCUGACUCUACGCGCUUCAAGAGGAGUGGCAAGUGGGCUACGAGGAUCGACUUUGAGCGCUUCUACGACCUGUACGAGGGCAAGGUGCAGGGGACGAGGACGGAUGAGGAAGGAAAAGUGGUGGGCUGGAGACCGGAGGAUUAUGUCGGCGAGGAGACGCCGGAGUGGGCGCUUUGGGGAAAUGGUGGCUUUGAUCCACGGGAUCAGCGCGUGUGGCGGAAAGGGAAGGCGCCGAAGAGUGAAGGAGGAAGUGUGGGUAUGGGGGCUAAAAAGGGCGACGUUGCAGUUCUAGAGAUCUGAUCCGUAGACAUUGCGCCAGGUAGUUCAUCGAAGUCCUUCG
Trematosphaeria pertusa is the source of this 2421-nucleotide messenger RNA. RefSeq lists its product as uncharacterized. Gene Ontology annotation, molecular function: catalytic activity; FMN binding; 4 iron, 4 sulfur cluster binding. The record is from RefSeq and is a predicted model, not a curated record. Gene Ontology annotation, biological process: wybutosine biosynthetic process. NCBI's taxonomy places the organism in Eukaryota, Fungi, Ascomycota, Dothideomycetes, Pleosporales, Trematosphaeriaceae. The transcript is spliced from 4 exons. The coding region runs from base 24 to 2381 and encodes 785 amino acids.